UAUAUUUACCAGUUUGAUACCGCUAUUGGGCAACGUGUGUUGGCCAUAACCUGGUUAACAGUUUUUUGCUUACGGAUCACAUCUUAAACGCCCAAUUUAACCCAUUUACACAGACAUGGCUUCGCAGCACACUGUUCCUACAGUGAGCAGAGCCGGGGCAGUAACUGCAACGACCACACCAGCAGCUCGAGCCCAGAGUGUGGUUGCUGCUAGUCCCGUAACGUUCCGAGGGAAGAAACGGCCAACCAGUCCUGCAACCUCCCCAGCAACGCAGGCCAGUGGCAACAACAGCAAAAAAAGAAAAGCACCACAUGUUACAACUCCAGCACAAGCACAGAUUGUAGCAAUGGAGGCACAAUCCGAGGGGAAAGCACCGAGUGCGGUAGACGUGACUGUACCGACCACCACGGAGCCCGUUACCAUUCCCCUAACUUUUAAAGAUCCCAAUUUUACGCAUUCAGGGAUUGGCGGUGCAGCAGCAGGGAAAAAGAACCGAACAUGGAAAAAUCUAAAACAAAUCCUGGCUGUGGAACGGACGUUACCCUGGAAUAUGAAUGAUCCCAACUACUACAGCAUUGAUGCUCCUCCUUCCUUCAAACCAGCCAAGAAAUACUCAGACAUCUCUGGACUCCCUGCUAACUACACAGACCCUCAGACCAAGCUGCGGUUCACAUCCUCUGAGGAGUUCUCCUACAUCCGCCUGCUCCCUACUGACGUGGUCACUGGCUACCUGGCGCUCCGAAAGGCCACCUGCGUUGUGCCCUGACAACUCUCGCUACGACCUGAUCUGGGACCAGCUCAUCCACCUCCAAUCCAAAGGCCUGGCACUUCAUCAGUGCUCAAGGACCGUUUCUCGUUGUGAUGGUAUUCUGAGAAGAGGGAGACGUAGAUAAACUGUGUUUGACAGCAUGGACUCAUGGAGUGCCUUUGUCAAUACAAAGAGCCUUCCAGGCAUCAUAGUAAGACUUGUACAUUCCCCAUCUGACGCAUGAGAGCCUUCCAGGCAUCAUAGUAAGACUUGUACAUUCCCCAUCUGACG
This is a messenger RNA of Osmerus eperlanus (European smelt), 1039 nucleotides long. It is a transcript of the gene ino80c, whose product is annotated as INO80 complex subunit C. The transcript has 5 exons. Bases 116 to 766 code for a protein of 216 amino acids. Lineage: Eukaryota; Metazoa; Chordata; Actinopteri; Osmeriformes; Osmeridae. Gene Ontology annotation, cellular component: Ino80 complex. The record is from RefSeq and is a predicted model, not a curated record. Gene Ontology annotation, biological process: chromatin remodeling.